AUGGACAAAGUGGACGGAUGGAGGGAGGAAACUCACUCUUUGGUUGCCCAGAUGUAUGGUUAUGCUGACCAACCAAGUACCAGGCUCUGCUUGUUUACAUCAGUUUUUGGAUUCACGAGAAUUGGCCAUGCAAAGCAGGAUGCCUUCUACCUAAGUGACAAUCUUACCAAAUCCGAGGUUGAUUCAGAGGAAGUCCAGAGGUCACAAGAAACCUAUCUUCCCUUCGUCCAUGAGCUCCACGAAUUUCUUUUCUAUGUUUUGAUCACCACAAAACCACAGGUGCUACCACCUUCCAAGAGGGAAACUGUUGCAAAUGCUGUUUAUCCUUCAAAUUUUGCUCCGCGUAAUCUUUGGCAUCUAGCACAAAUCAGGGCAACUUGCCUAAUGGUUGGUUUGUUCCCGGGGAUAACCCAAUUUGUAGCAAGGUUCACCAUUUCCUCUGUUGGUGGAAGCUUCAAGAACCUAGAUGAUAGGUAUUCCAUCCAUGUUAUGACCUAG
Marasmius oreades (fairy-ring Marasmius) is the source of this 498-nucleotide messenger RNA. RefSeq lists its product as uncharacterized. The record is from RefSeq and is a predicted model, not a curated record. Bases 1 to 498 code for a protein of 165 amino acids. The transcript has 2 exons. Lineage: Eukaryota; Fungi; Basidiomycota; Agaricomycetes; Agaricales; Marasmiaceae.